Lithohypha guttulata is the source of this 1776-nucleotide messenger RNA. RefSeq names its product serine/threonine protein kinase, CMGC (gene SKY1). Gene Ontology annotation, biological process: spliceosomal complex assembly; peptidyl-serine phosphorylation; regulation of mRNA processing. The record is from RefSeq and is a predicted model, not a curated record. The transcript is spliced from 3 exons. Gene Ontology annotation, cellular component: nucleus; cytoplasm. The coding region runs from base 1 to 1776 and encodes 591 amino acids. Gene Ontology annotation, molecular function: ATP binding; protein serine/threonine kinase activity. Lineage: Eukaryota; Fungi; Ascomycota; Eurotiomycetes; Chaetothyriales; Trichomeriaceae.
AUGAAUGGCUCCGAAAUCAAAAAGGCCGUAAAGAACCAAGCACAAAAAGUAGCCACAACCGCUGCCAUGGCCGCAAACAAUGGCAAUGGCCAGAAGAAGCGUAGGAAGGGGGACAACCUCAAACCCAUCAUCACAACCGACGGUCACAUCACUCACAGUGGUCAAGGUUCACCAGCACAAGUAGAAUCUCCUAUCUCUACCUCCUCCGAAGAAGAUCCUGCCGAGGCUACUGCUGAUGAAGAAGAUUCCGAAGAUUAUUGCAAAGGAGGCUACCAUCCCGUCUUCGUAGGAGAGACAUAUAACAACGGUAAAUAUAUCGUCGUACGCAAGCUAGGAUGGGGUCACUUUUCCACCGUCUGGCUUUCAAAAGAUACCACAACAGGCAAACAUGUCGCUCUCAAGGUCGUCAGAUCUGCCGCCCAUUAUACAGAGACUGCUAUCGACGAAAUCAAGUUAUUAAACAAGGUUGUGCAAGCAAAUCCAAACCAUCCCGGUCGGAGAUAUGUUGUAAGUUUGCUCGACUCUUUCGAACACAAAGGUCCCAACGGCUUGCACGUUUGUAUGGUCUUCGAAGUCCUCGGGGAGAACUUGCUAGGCCUAAUCAAAAAAUGGAACCACAGGGGCAUCCCCAUGCCUCUGGUCAAACAAAUAAUAAAACAGGUCUUGCUGGGUCUUGACUACCUGCAUAGAGAGUGUGGUAUAAUACACACAGAUCUCAAGCCUGAAAAUGUGCUUAUCGAAAUUGGUGAUGUCGAACAAAUCGUCAAAGCUUUCGUCAAGGACGAGGGAGAUAAGCCAAAGGAGGAUAACAGAAACGGCCGAAGACGGCGUAGGACGCUGAUCACAGGCAGCCAACCUCUACCCAGUCCUUUGAAUGCAAGCUUUACCAAUAUCGAUAAGAUGCCGCAUGUACCUAGUAGCCUGAAUCAGGUCAUGAAUGAAAGUGGUGCCUCGACUCCAACUCAACGUCCACCCGGACCAGCUUUGUCCAUGAUUGAACAAUUACAGCUCAAGUCAAAGAAGUCGAAAGAAAUGCAAGACGACGAAGUGCAAAAACAGCGAGAAAAGACUACAGAACCCAUCGAACAAGAUCUUGCUGGUGUGAAACUCGACACCUCGUCGAACACGCACAACGAAACAGAAAAAGUGGCCAAGGCUGCAUUGGAAGACAACGCGAUAGGAGAUCUGAUUUCGGUCAAAAUUGCAGAUCUCGGGAAUGCUUGUUGGGUCGGCCAUCAUUUCACAAACGACAUCCAGACACGGCAAUAUAGAUCACCCGAGGUCAUACUAGGCUCGAAGUGGGGUGCUAGUACAGACGUUUGGUCGAUGGCAGCUAUGACCUUCGAGUUGAUCACAGGCGAUUACCUGUUCGAUCCUCAAUCAGGCACUAAAUAUGGCAAAGACGACGAUCAUAUUGCACAGAUUAUUGAACUUCUUGGUCCUUUUCCGAAACAGCUUUGUUUACAAGGAAAGUGGUCGCAAGAAAUCUUCAAUCGAAAAGGAGAGCUUCGGAAUAUACAUCGCCUACGUCAUUGGGCUCUUCCAGAUGUGUUGAAAGAGAAGUAUCAUUUCUCACCGGAAGAAGCCGCCCAAAUCAGCGAUUUUCUCACUCCUAUGCUAGACCUGUUGCCAGAAGGUAGAGCAAAUGCUGGAGGCAUGAGCAACCAUGAUUUCUUGAAGGGCACAAAAGGCAUGGACAGUAUACAUCUUGACAUACCUGUCGGUUCAAAAGGUGAAGGUAUAGAAGGCUGGGCUACUGAGAUUAAGAAGCGGUAG